AUGGACAUGAUCACUCUCACAUACGUGUCCAUAGUGGUGCAGAUCCUACCGUGCAUUAUCAUCAUUAUUCUCGGAUUCUGGACGAUCUAUACUUUAAAAUCAGAGACUGUCGAAGAAAUCGCCAACACUUCAGCGCUGCUGGCAUCAACACAAACGUCAAUCACUCGUGCUGAGAUACCAUUUCCGUUAUUAGCAGCAAUAGCACAUCUAUAUGGAAUGAACUUACACGAUUUUCGGAAGUUAUGGAUAAAGGAAAAGAAGAAACGUUGCAGAAAAGUGCUUGAAGUUUACCAGAAGGAUUGUCUAACUACAAAAUUUAUCCAAAAAUUUGGUUCGAAAUACCUACUCCAUGGUUAUGUAGGUAGUGAAGCACUGUUAAGCCGUGGAAUCAUAGCGCACACUCCGUCACCACGGAGCCCAUACCGUGACCGUACAUAUGAAGCUGAAUCUAGCCGUGUCAAGAGUAGCAGAUCAAUAAAAUCACAUGAGGGUGGUGGUUCCGACAGGAUUAGAAAGCACCAAUCAACAAGGUCAAGUUCUGGACAAGACAAAAUUCCACAAUCGAAAAAACGUCCCCAUCAGAGAACCGCUGACUCCAAGGGGCAAGAAGAUCCUGAAAGAGAACCUGAAACUAACAAGAGGAAAAGAACCGUCAUUCAAAAAUCACAGUACGUAGAGGGAUAA
This is a messenger RNA of Necator americanus (New World hookworm), 684 nucleotides long. RefSeq lists its product as uncharacterized. The record is from RefSeq and is a predicted model, not a curated record. Lineage: Eukaryota; Metazoa; Nematoda; Chromadorea; Rhabditida; Ancylostomatidae. The transcript is spliced from 5 exons. Bases 1 to 684 code for a protein of 227 amino acids.